This is a messenger RNA of Chaetomium fimeti, 1734 nucleotides long. Its product is annotated as transcription-silencing protein Clr2-domain-containing protein. The coding region runs from base 1 to 1734 and encodes 577 amino acids. Gene Ontology annotation, cellular component: rDNA heterochromatin; SHREC complex; mating-type region heterochromatin. Lineage: Eukaryota; Fungi; Ascomycota; Sordariomycetes; Sordariales; Chaetomiaceae. Gene Ontology annotation, biological process: silent mating-type cassette heterochromatin formation. The transcript is spliced from 3 exons. The record is from RefSeq and is a predicted model, not a curated record.
AUGGCCAGCACAACGGCACAACAAGAUGCCAGCGACUAUUGGCCAAUACAUAUUGCACGUAGCGAUGGCCAAGCAUACCCAAAUCUCGACCACAGCUCCCUAAACCCUAGUGAGGACCAAGAUGUAACACAACUCGAGCGGUGGGAGGUCAUCGUCGCCGGUCAUCUUCAGAACCAGAUUGCACCCAAGGACGAUAAGAAACAAUAUGUGCUCGCGGGAUUCCCCAAGGGCUACGAGCUACGAUGUGCAGUGAGGAAGGACGGCGGCAGGGACUACUACCUGUACGGGCACCCGGCAGGUCCGAAGGCCAACUAUCGCACUCCUGGCGAGUUUGCUUUGCAUGCCCUGUGGCUGGUCAGCGACUCGGCCGACAACAGCCAGUGUCCCUGCGACCUAUGUCCGAAAUACCUUGAGAAGGCCAAACCGGAGAGGGAAAGGAGCCAAGCACCCGUCAUUCCGCCUUUGGCCCCAGCCGCGGCCGCCGCUCCUGGGCCAGCAAUGGCAGCACAACUCUCCGCUGCUGCGCAAAAGCCGCCGCAGCCCCAUCCCCAACAGCAGCAGCAGGGGCAGCAGCAACCACAACCGCAGCCGCAGGUCCCGCCUCCGCCUCCGGGGACUACCAGCUGGACCAACGUUUUCCGCGUGGGCGAGCUAGUUUGGUACAAACAUACAGCCUGGCGGCUAGGUGUAGUCAUCGCCAUCACCCCCAAGCCCGGGAUACCUAUCCGCCCAGGCACAUCCGACUCCAGCUACCACUUUACCCUAGCCCCCCUCGGUCACACACUACUCGAGCAAGCAAGUCUGAUAAAAGACUGCCAAUCCAUGCGACCCUUCCUCACCUUUAGCGUGCCCAAUGCGGGCAUGGAGGAGCUCAAGGACAAGGCGUUCGAUACGGUCAACUGGCAAGCCAUGACGGGCCGCCUCUCCCAAGAGCCCGACCCCACGAAGCGGGAGAUCAAUCGGCAGGUCCUCGGCCUCGAAGCCUCCAAGAUGGGAGCGCGCGCUAUCAACGACGCCUUCUCCACCUUCGACCUGCUCGCCCAAGGCACCACGCCCGACCGCACCCUCCACGUGCAGCACUACGGCGGCAUCUACCUCGGCGCCGAGAUGAUCCGCAUCGGAGACCCCGUCCGCGUUAUCAACACCCCAUCCGCCACAACGCCCGCCGCCGGCCCCGCGCAGCCAGACCUCCCACCGGACGCAAACCUCGUCAUGCUCAUCACCGAAAUCCAAGUCCUCACCCCGACCUCCCCGCCCGGCGCGCGCGCCACCCUCCAAUUCAAAGGCAACCUCUACCGCACGAUCCAACUCUCCCCAGCCCACCCCGCACCACCGGGCACCGUGCCCCCCGCAGCCGAAGCCUCACUCGGCGCGGCCUUCGCGGAGGAGCUCGCGACGCGCAACGCGAUCGGCAAGGACAAGGACAACAAGGGCGGCGGCGGGGGCGGGGGCGCGCGGUGGAGCUGGGUGCAGGUGGCGGCGCAGGUGCUGCGCGGCGAGCAAGACGUGCAGGGCCGCUUCUACGUGACGGAGAAGCUCAUGAGCGUCAUCGACCCGGCCCGCCUGCAGGCCUGGGUCCAGCGCGGCAUGCUCGAGGAGGCCCCCGCCUACCUGAACAACCGCGGGCACAGCGGGGGCGGGCAGUACGUCGGCCGGCGGCCGGGCCGCAAGGCCACGCUGGGCCAGGCGGUGGGCGUGGAGUUUCGCGUGCCGGGGGGGUUGGUUGAGAAUUAG